This is a messenger RNA of Oncorhynchus keta (chum salmon), 1434 nucleotides long. Its product is annotated as uracil phosphoribosyltransferase homolog. The coding region runs from base 1 to 1068 and encodes 355 amino acids. NCBI's taxonomy places the organism in Eukaryota, Metazoa, Chordata, Actinopteri, Salmoniformes, Salmonidae. The record is from RefSeq and is a predicted model, not a curated record. The transcript has 8 exons.
AUGGAUACGAUUUCUCAACAAUCACGUACUUGUGACCCGACUAAGUGUUGUGGGAAUUGUCGUCAUUUCCUGAAGCCGGGCGGAUGUGUUGACGUCACCAACGUUGCGACACGUACGGCUCGUUGUCACCAAAUAAGCGAACUUUAUUCGGUUUUAACAAUAUACAGUGAGUACAGCAACAUGCCCUGCCACAACCAGUCGUUAAAUAACGUUACGACCGGCCAAGAACAUAACUUAACGAAGCAUGUUCGGUUCGCCGCGAGCAGUAACAGCAGCAGCGUUCCGGUGGCGCCAAGCUCUGAAGCGGUGGUUGACGUCAAUAAACAGCGUUUGAACGGGAACUGUCCGAAUGGUGGUGGGCUCGGCCCAGAUGUGUUAAACCUGGGACCUCAACUGAAACUGCUUCCUCUUAACAGUCAGAUACUAGAAUUACAGACCAUCAUCAGAGACAAGACAACCAGCAGAGGGGAUUUUGUGUUCUGCGCAGACCGACUGAUCAGACUGGUGGUGGAAGAAGGACUGAACCAGCUGCCCUACUCUGAGUGCACUGUGACCACUCCUACAGGACACAUGUAUGAAGGUGUAAAGUUUGAGAGAGGUAACUGUGGAGUCAGCAUCAUGAGAAGUGGUGAGGCCAUGGAACAGGGUCUGAGGGACUGUUGCAGGUCCAUUCGCAUCGGGAAGAUCCUGAUCCAGAGUGAUGAAGAGACCCAGGAGGCUAAGGUCUACUAUGCUAAGUUCCCCCCAGACAUAAACAGGAGGAAGGUGCUGCUCAUGUACCCAAUACUGAGUACAGGUAACACAGUGAUCGAGGCAGUGCAAGUGUUGAUUGAGCAUGGACUCCAACCCAAACACAUCAUCCUCCUCUCUCUCUUCUCCACCCCACACGGUAACACAUUAUCCUCCUCUCUCUCUUCUCCACCCCACACGGAGCCAAGGCCAUCCUCCAAGAGUUCCCAGAGAUCACCCUGCUCACCACAGAGCUGCACCCGGUCGCCCCCACACACUUUGGACAGAAAUACUUUGGCACAGAAUGACAAACGCGCACACCAGUCCACACCACGCUAGACCACACCAGACUAGACCACACCAGACCACGCUAGACCAGACCACACCACGCUAGACCAGACCACACUAGACCAGACCACACUAGACCAGACCACACUAGACCAGACCACACUAGACCAGACCACACUAGACCAGACCACACUAGACCAGACCACACUAGACCACACCACGCUAGACCAGACCAGACCAGACCACACCACGCUAGACCACACCACGCUAGACCACACCACGCUAGACCACACCACGCUAGACCACACCACACUAGACCAGACCACACCAGACCAGACCACACCACGCUAGACCACACCACACUAGACCACACCACACUAGACCACACCACGCUAGACUAGACCAGACCACACUAGA